AGCCCAAAGUUGAGUCAUCGGGGUUUUUGUAAGUGGAUCCCAUCGAGCAGACAUGUUCUCUCCCUCACUCUUCUAGCACCAUCUUUCCAACUCUUGUUUUUCUUUUAAGCUGCUUUAAGGUCCGGAGAAACCAAAGCAACAUGAAGUUUGUUUUGUCAGCCUGUUUACUUUUUUUCCUGGCAAAGGGCACAUUUACGCAGGAUGGAUUUGAUCUGUCUGAUGCGCUUGAUGAAGUAGAGCCAACUCCACAAAAACCAGAAGACCCAGCAAAUCCUAAAGAUGAUGAUGGAUUUGACCUCUUUGAUGCCCUAGGACCAGAUGAUCCGAAGAAACCUAAUAAACCUAAACCUAACCCUGGAGGUUCUGACCCAAAUGAAAAACCUGACAAACCUGCAAUCAAGCCCCCAAAGAAUGGAGGAGGUGGAGGCAGUUCUUUUGAUGAUAAAGACUUGUUUGACCUCGGUGGUGGAGAGUACAAGCCUGAGGGAGGAGGAGGUCGUGCUGAACAGCCCCACGAUACUGGUGAUCAGCCUCAAGACCCAGAUCUUCCGUGGCGCCAAAUCCUGAAGAUGCUAAUUUCUAACAUGCCGGAGGAAUUCUUUAUGUGGCUGUCCAAUACUAAACAGAUGUUAGAGAAGAUCUUGGAACUGGUGCAAACUUUGGUCUGAUUGGACUAAUUCUUGAAGAGGAUUGACAUUGAGAUAUCUCUCAGCUUUGUAUCUUUUACCAGGGGACUUUAUUAUGGGUAUUCAAAGAAAGUCCAAUUCAAAUGGACUUAUUGUCUUGUUUUAUUUACGGGGCUUUCUCAACUCAGACUGAAGGCUUGGCCCAGGAAAUGGCCAGGUCCUUGUUGAUGUCAGACACAUUAGUUACAAAGUUGUCCCUUCUUAGGAAAGGACCACAAAUCCCUGCAACAUUUGUCAAUGUCACCCAAAAAACUUCAGCAUUUCCAACGAUUGCAGUUAAAACUACUUGGGUUUCCUGGUCACAGUUCUCGUUGGACCAUUUGUUCUUCUCUCCUGUCUCCUUUUCAUGUUUUUGGCUUUCACUACUGUAGUUUUUUAAUGAACAUCCUAAAGAUGUUGUGGGAAUUGUUUGGGUAGUGUAUUCAUAGUCUGUUGCUAUUUGUUUUGUGUGCAGAAUAUAGGUCACCGUUUUUUUUUAUUAUUCGCAGUACUUGAUGUAAAUAUCAACCAAAAAUGGUUGAUAUUUAGUUACAAAUUUUUUCGCCAUGAUUCUGAUUCAUUCAAGAUUAUCAGAGCUCUGUGUGUUAGAGUAGAAAAGUAAGUGUGAUGUCCACAUUUAGCUGCAUGAUAAAACAUUGUAUGGUGACAUCAUCUGCAUUAACUCAUCAUGGGGAUACUGUCCAUGUCAUAUUACUUUGGGGCUUUUAAGGAUAUAUUUUUUUGAUUGUUUUUAUUUAUCACUUUUUUUCUCCAGGGUGAAACAAUUUGUAAAAAAAAAAAAUAUUAAAAAAAAAAGCAAAAAAUUAAAACAAGCAUUUUGGUGCAGAAGUCUGAAUUUACUUUAGACUUGUUUUCUAAUGUGCACACAAUUAAAAUGAUACUCCAAAAUAUGCUACACACAGUACAUAUAUACAUGUACACCCCCACUAAUACCUCAGUUCGUGCAGAAUUAGACUCUUCGAGGCCACUUACUUUCAAAGCGCCAACGUCUGACCUCUCGACAGUUCCUGGUGGAGAGAACAUCACGGAGCUGGAGCAACCUGACCUGACUGUGUGAUUUUGUUUACGUUUUCCCAAACUCAAGGGCUCGUCAAGGAACUCUUUUGACACACAUCAUACUCCUAUUGAAUUAUUUUCACAUCCAUCCAUCCAUCAUCUUCCGCUUAUCCGAGGUCGGGUCGCGGGGGCAGCAGCCUAAGCAGGGAAGCCCAGACUUCCCUCUCCCCAGCCACUUCGUCUAGCUCUUCCCGGGGGAUCCCGAGGCGUUCUCAGGCCAGCCGGGAGACAUAGUCUUCCCAACGUGUCCUGGGUCUUCCCCGUGGCCUCCUACCGACUGGACGUGCCCUAAACACCUCCCUAGGGAGGCGUUUGGGUGGCAUCCUGACCAGAUGCCCGAGCCACCUCACCUGGCUCCUCUCGAUGUGGAGAAGCAGCGGCUUUACUUUGAGUUCCUCCCGGAUGACAGAGCUUCUCUCCCUAUCUCUAAGGGAGAGCCCCGCCACACGGCGGAGGAAACAAAUUUCGGCCGCUUGUACCCGUGAUCUUAUCCUUUCGGUCAUGACCCAAAGCUCAUGACCAUAGGUGAGGAUGGGAACGUAGAUCGACCGGUAAAUUGAGAGCUUUGCCUUCCGGCUUGGAUCCUUCUUCCCCACAACGGAUCGGUACAACGUUUGCAUUACUGAAGACGCCGCACCGAUCCGCCUGUCGAUCUCACGAUCCACUCUUCCCCCACUCGUGAACAAGACUCCUAGGUACUUGAACUCCUCCACUUGGGGCAGGGUCUCCUCCCCAACCCGGAGAUGGCACUCCACCCUUUUCCGGGCGAGAACCAUGGACUCGGACUUGGAGGUGCUGAUUCUCAUUCCGGUCGCUUCACACUCGGCUGCGAACCGAUCCAGCGAGAGCUGAAGAUCCUGGUCAGAUGAAGCCAUCAGGACCACAUCAUCUGCAAAAAGCAGAGACCUAAUCCUGCGGUUACCAAACCGGAACCCCUCAACGCCUUGACUGCGCCUAGAAAUUCUGUCCAUAAAAGUUAUGAACAGAAUCGGUGACAAAGGACAGCCUUGGCGGAGUCCAACCCUCACUGGAAAUGUGUUCGACUUACUGCCGGCAAUGCGGACCAAGCUCUGGCACUGAUCGUACAGGGAACGGACCGCCACAAUCAGACAGUCCGAUACCCCAUACUCUCUGAGCACUCCCCACAGGACUUCCCGAGGGACACGGUCGAAUGCCUUCUCCAAGUCCAUCAUACUCCUAUUGAAUUAUUUUCACAGAUACAUUUUUUUAUUAGAGCUGUCAAAGUGAACAAGUUCGCUCGUGAUUAAUCACAAAAAUGAUCGCAUUAAUCGUGAACACAUUUAGAUUAAUCAUUCAAUUUUUAAAUGUUUAAAAAUGUUCCCGGAUAACAUUCCGAUCAGGGUAUCCGCGGAUCCUUAAAAAGUCUUAAAUUCAUGUAUCUAAAAUUAAGGCCUUAAAAAGUAUUACAUUUAUUAGAAAUUCCUAAGAUGGUCUUAAAUUCAGUACUCAAUGGUCUUAAAUUGUCGGGCCAGUUUUUUUUUUUUUCGGGGCACGUCUUUGAGUAAAAGUUACGGCACGUCUUUGAGUUAAAGUGAGUGAUUUCAGUGUCAGUCGCGAGUGUAGUCGGGUUGCGCGCAGACUCCUUCCUUUCUUCCUCACGUCCCGCCUUUCAGUCAGCAUGGCUGGAAGACAGUCGGUUUAAAAGCUGGCUUAAGCCUGUUGCCAAUCCCGAGGAGGCCAGGUGCAUACUUUGUAAGAGGGAUUUCAAACUUGGCACCAUGGGAAUUAGAGCGGUCGAAUCGCACAUGCAGUACGGUACGCAUAAAACCGUGGCAGAGAGCCAAAAAUAAACACCGGGCAUCUCUCAGUUCGGCGUGGGUCCAGCGCCAACGCCCGCCCAGCUAGCAACAGUUGCCGCUAGCAGCACUGGCCUGACACUAAUCUUCGACGGGACAGCAACAUUAAAAUCCGAGAUGUUAUGGAUCUUGCACACUGUGGUGAAACAUCAAUCCUACACCUCAAAUGACGGGAUUGGCCAUCUUUUUCGUGUGAUUCCUGAUUCUCAGGUUGCUAAUACAUUUUCCUGCGGAAAGGAUAAAACAGUAUAUAUUACGAGACACGGAUUAGUAUGUUUUAAUGAAAUGUUAUUUAACUUUACCCUCACCUCGUUUAUUAUGUUUUUACUGGCGUUGCUGUUGGUUUGUUUGUUUUGAAUGUCAAAGUUUUUGGAUCUCUCAAGAUUUUUGAUUGGUGCUUUUUAAUUUGUUUGUUAAUAAACAUACAAAAAGUAAA
Nerophis ophidion (straightnose pipefish) is the source of this 3995-nucleotide messenger RNA. It is a transcript of the gene cd99, whose product is annotated as CD99 molecule. The coding region runs from base 141 to 668 and encodes 175 amino acids. Gene Ontology annotation, biological process: homotypic cell-cell adhesion; positive regulation of neutrophil extravasation; T cell extravasation. The record is from RefSeq and is a predicted model, not a curated record. Lineage: Eukaryota; Metazoa; Chordata; Actinopteri; Syngnathiformes; Syngnathidae. The transcript has 10 exons.